AUGGCAAUCGCUUUCGUGUCCGAUAAAUUGCAACACCGGCUCGCCUUUACUAUCUUUCCGAUGCUGGUCUCCAUGGCUGGGCUUGGGAUCCUACUCAACGUACACGGCGAGGACAACACGGACAUCCAGUAUGGAGCGCUCUUCCUGGUCACAGCCGGAUGCUACAGCGCGAUGCCUGUGGUUGUCUGCUGGUUCGCAAUGAACCUCGGUGGCCACCGGCGCCGCAGCGUUGGCACCGCAUGGCAGGUUGGUUUUGGAAACAUCGGCGGGAUCAUCGCUACGUAUUCUUUCCUUGCAAAGGACAAGGCCAACCACUACAAGCCUGGUUUCAGCAUUGGUGUCUCUUUCCUUGCCUUCUCUUGCGCAUGCUGCAUCGCCUACUUCCUGGCGAUUUGGCAUCAGAACCGACAACGGGAGCGCAUUAUGGCGAGCGGUGACCCUAGUUAUGUUGAAGAAGAUGGGGAGCGUCUGGGAGAUAUGGCGACAAAGUUCCGCUAUGCGUAUUGA
Messenger RNA from Aspergillus calidoustus, 507 nucleotides. The record is from the annotation of a GenBank genome assembly. Lineage: Eukaryota; Fungi; Ascomycota; Eurotiomycetes; Eurotiales; Aspergillaceae.